GGGACAUCUCGUGCACCAGGGCCAAACAAGCAUAGUGUUCUUUUCUUCUUUUUUGCUUGGUCUUCGCUUUUAUGGCCAAUGCGGCCUCAAAGACGCCAUUGACGUAAUGGCGAGAUGAAAAUUAGAUCGAGCUCGUCAUGAUCACCACCAACUCUGCGGCACGAGACAAGCAUGUCAUCCUUCGACCAUUAGGGCAUAUGCUAAGCUCUGCUAAGCAACCCGGCGCGCAUGGGUUCCAAACGAAAAGUGCUGAUUCAUUGCUUGUCAGCGCCGAAGGGUGGAAUCCAGAGAAUCACCCGAAUUCGCUUAGUGUCAGUGGGGGCUUCGAGGUUACAGUAGCCAGGCAGAUCGCAGGAGACACACGUCGACUUUUAUCGCAAGCUUGGCAGUCUCAUGACUACAGAAUGUCUGACUGAGUCGUCAAUUACUUUUUCCGCCGACUUUCGGGGGUACCUGGACGGGCCAACGGCCUUCCCGAUCUUGAGUCCCUUCCGGUUCCGAGU
Molecule: messenger RNA, 503 nt
Organism: Aspergillus brunneoviolaceus CBS 621.78
Lineage: Eukaryota; Fungi; Ascomycota; Eurotiomycetes; Eurotiales; Aspergillaceae
Exons: 1
Coding region: 138-416 (92 amino acids)
Source: RefSeq, a predicted model, not a curated record